This is a messenger RNA of Odobenus rosmarus divergens (Pacific walrus), 2415 nucleotides long. RefSeq names its product kyphoscoliosis peptidase (gene KY). The record is from RefSeq and is a predicted model, not a curated record. The coding region runs from base 53 to 1975 and encodes 640 amino acids. The transcript has 10 exons. Lineage: Eukaryota; Metazoa; Chordata; Mammalia; Carnivora; Odobenidae.
CAGGCAGCCUCGAGAGCGGCCGCGGCGCCACGGCGGGGAGCGAGGCGGCACCAUGGAGCUGAAGAAGGACAGCAACGCCGUGUCCAUCGACAUGCUGCUGAUCGUGCACUCGGAGAAGCGGCGCGCCGCGCAGGGCACGCACUCGGACCGGCAGGCGGACCUGGGCGCGCUGCCGCAGCGCAGAGGAGGACUCCAGGGCAUCGGAAACGGAAUCCGGAGAUGGCAGAAAUUCGAAGGAAGUGACGUGCAUGGGACACAGCUGACUGUGGAGGUCCACCCCCAAGAUGCCAUGCCCCAGCUGCUCAAGAAGUUCUCCUUGGCUAAACGCUUACAAGGUGAUAAAAAUGGAAACACAAGACCCCGGCAGCCUGGAGCAAAAGAUGCCCAUGCCUACCCCUGGGAUCGGUCCAGCCUGAAAUCCAUGCCCCUGGACCUGCGGCAGUUUGAGAAACUGGACACCUAUGCCUCACAGGUGACGGUCAAGAAUGGCCUGGACGAGCUGGUGAGUGACCUGCUCCAGGAGGCCCACAGUGACCUGGAGAGGGUCCGCGUGAUCUGGAUCUGGAUCUGCCACCACAUAGAGUACGACAUCGAGGCUGCCCAGGAGAAGGACCGCCAGGCCUUCAAGCCCACUGACAUCCUGCGGACCCAGAAGACCAAUUGUGACGGCUAUGCUGGACUCUUUGAGAAAAUGUGCAGGACCGCCGGAGUGCAGUGCAUGACUGUGCCUGGCUACUCCAAGGGCUUUGGCUACCAGACGGGGCAGAGCUUCUCGGGGGAGUUUGACCACGCCUGGAACGCCGUGUACCUGGAGGGGAGAUGGCACCUGGUAGACAGCACCUGGGGCAGUGGCCUGGUGGAUUCUACCACCUCCAAAUUCACCUUCCUCUACAAUGAAUUCUACUUCCUCACCCAUCCUGCACUGUUCAUCGAGGACCAUUUCCCAGACAACAAGAACUGGCAACUGCUAAAACCUCCUCAAUCCCUGAAGCAGUUUGAGAGCAACAUGUAUCAUAAGAGUGAAUUCUACAACAAGGGAAUGCUGAGUGCCCACCCAGAGACUUCUGUGAUCAAAACAGUGAACGGGAAGGCCACCGUCACCAUCGAGAGCUGUGCCCCGACACUCUUCAUGUUUAUGCUCAAUGGCAAGCAGGAGCAAGGGCUGCUGAGCCUCAGGAAGAACGGGAUGAAGCUGGACAUAUACCCUCCAACGGUGGGCACCCACAAGCUGCAGAUCUUUGCCAAAGGCAACUCUGACAUCUACAGCUCAGUGCUGGAGUACACGCUCAAGUGCAACUACGUGGACAUCAGUGUCCGGCUGCCGGCUGAGCUGCACCAGCCCGUGGGCCCCAGCUGGUUCUCGGAGCAGAUGGGCAUCGUGAAUCCCUCCCACCCCGACCCCAUCAUCCACACCAGCGACGGGCGCUGCUCGGUCAGCUUCGGCGUGGAGGAGGGCAUCAGCGUCCUGGCUUCCCUGCAUGGGGAUGAGGGCCCCAUCACUGAGGAGACGCAGCGACGCUACAUCUUCCAGGUGCAGCGGCAGAAGCGGGCAGAGCUGAAGGUCCAGCUGCCCCAGGCCGGCAAGUUUGCCCUCAAGAUCUUUGUCAAGAAGAGGCUGGAGCCAGGCAACUACGUCUUCGUCUUCAAUUAUCUCCUGUGCUGCACCAACACCAAGGUGAACUGGCCCAUGUUCCCCGAGAGCUUUGGCAACUGGGGGCAGGACAAUGAGCUGCUGGAGCCUCUGUCGGGCGUGCUUCCUGCCAACCGGAACAUCCCAUUCAAACUGAAGCUCCACGGCAUCGCCAAAGCCCUGGUGAAGGGGCAGGACACAUGGCCCCUGACCCUGAAUAGAGAGGGCUACUGGGAGGGCAGCUGCAGCACGGCCGGCUGCCACGAGAUCUACGUCAUGGUGCUGGAGAAUGCCAACCACAACUUCUACUCCUACAUCCUGAAAUACAAAGUGAAUGCCCAGUGAUGCCUGGUGCCCCCCGGCCACCCCCUCCCAGAGGGCCGAGGCCAGACUUGCCCAGGGAGGGCCCAACGGAAGUGCGGAGAGCCCUGGACACCACCAAGUCUGCAUGCAGUCUCUUCGAGGCCUCUGCCUCAGGCUCUCUGCUCUGCCACGGAGGCGGGGAUGUUGGCGUUCCCAUGGCUUCACCCGGGUGUGGCCGUGGCCCAGGGGACUGAGGCGAAGGCCCUUUAGAAGACAAAGGUGCUAUGUAAAUCCAAGGUAUUGUAAAGGGUACACCACUGCCCAGACACCCCCUUCGCGUAGUAAUGCUGUUGUUGUCUUUAUAGGGCUGAUGUGGGGAAGCAGGGAGGUUGCCCAGACAGAAAGCUUUUUCACGUGAUGAUGAGAGAAUUCUCCUCCGUGCCCAAGAGGGACCUGAUCUGCAAGGCUGAGUCAUCCUGAAU